Vicugna pacos (alpaca) is the source of this 4421-nucleotide messenger RNA. Lineage: Eukaryota; Metazoa; Chordata; Mammalia; Artiodactyla; Camelidae. The record is from RefSeq and is a predicted model, not a curated record.
AUGGCUGUGUCAUUCUUUCAAUGGCUGUGCCCUCUCCCCUCCGAGAGAGCCCAAGGAGAGGCCGAAACCGAGACGAUGCCUGGGAAGCUGAAGGUGAAAAUCGUGGCCGGGCGCCAUUUGCCAGUGAUGGACAGAGCUAGUGACCUGACAGAUGCCUUCGUGGAGGUAAAAUUUGGUAAUACAACCUUUAAAACAGAUGUGUGUCUCAAGUCCCUCAACCCUCAGUGGAACUCAGAAUGGUUUAAAUUUGAGGUGGACGAUGAAGAUUUACAAGAUGAACCUCUCCAGAUCACAGUUCUUGACCACGAUACUUACAGUGCAAAUGAUGCCAUUGGUAAAGUCUACAUUGAUAUCGAUCCUUUACUCUACAGUGAGGCUGCCACUGUCAUCUCAGGAUGGUUUCCAAUUUAUGAUACCAUUCACGGUAUCCGUGGGGAAAUCAAUGUAGUUGUCAAAGUAGACCUCUUCAACGAUUUAAACCGAUUCAGGCAGUCGUCAUGUGGAGUGAAAUUCUUCUGCACAACAUCUAUUCCAAAAUGCUACAGAGCUGUGAUAAUUCAUGGAUUUGUAGAAGAACUUGUAGUCAAUGAAGACCCAGAAUAUCAAUGGAUUGAUCGGAUUCGCACACCAAGGGCAUCAAAUGAGGCCAGACAGAGACUCAUUUCCUUAAUGUCAGGCGAACUGCAGAGGAAGAUUGGCUUGAAAGUGCUUGAAAUGAGAGGAAAUGCGGUGGUUGGGUACUUACAGUGCUUCGAUCUGGAAGGCGAAUCUGGGUUAGUGGUACGAGCCAUAGGAACAGCGUGUACACUGGAUAAAUUAAGUAGCCCAGCGGCAUUCCUUCCCGCAUGUAAUUCCCCAUCCAAAGAAAUGAAGGAGUCUCCGCUGGUUCAUCCUCCAAGCCAUGGAUGCCGCUCGACUCACAACAGCCCAAUUCACACUGCUACUGGCUCACGACUUACUCAGAACUUCUCUGUGUCUGUUCCCACUCUCAUCUAUACUGGAAUGGGAAGUGGUAGUGCUGGAAAAGAAGGGGGGCCCUUUAAAGCUCUUUUAAGACAACAGACUCAGUCAGCAUUGGAACAGAGGGGAGGAUCGCCUCAUAGGUUCUGUAGAAGGCGGGAAUUUCCGUUUUUCACCUUGACGGCGUUCCCUCCUGGAUUUCUCGUGCACGUUGGGGGUGUAGUUAGCGCGCGCUCAGUGAAGCUUUUGGAUCGUAUCCACAAUCCUGAUGAACCAGAAACUCGAGACGCGUGGUGGGCAGAAAUCAGACAAGAAAUAAAAUCACAUGCCAAAGCGUUAGGCUGUCAUGCCGUAGUGGGCUACAGUGAAUCUACUAGCAUCUGCGAAGAGGUCUGUAUUUUAUCCGCGUCCGGCACGGCAGCUGUACUGAACCCUAGAUUUCUGCAGGAUGGCACCGUGGAGGGCUGUUUGGAACAGAGGCUAGAAGAAAAUUUGCCUGCAGGCUGUGGAUUUUGCCAUAUACCAUACGAUGAACUGAAUAUGCCAUUUCCAGCUCAUCUCACCCAUUGCUACAACUGCAGGAAACAAAAAGUUCCUGAUGUUCUCUUUACAACCAUAGACCUGCCAGUGGAUGCGACAGUUAUAGGAAAAGGUUGUCUCAUUCAAGCAAGGUUGUGUCGCUUAAAAAAGAAAGCACAGGCAGAAGCAAAUGCCACAGCUAUCAGUAAUCUGCUGCCAUUUAUGGAGUAUGAAGUGCACACUCAGCUGAUGAAUAAGCUGAAACUCAAAGGAAUGAACGCUUUAUUUGGACUGAGAAUCCAGAUCUCAGUGGGUGAAAACAUGCUCAUGGGCUUAGCGUCGGCCACAGGUGUGUACUUAGCAGCCUUACCGACGCCCGGAGGUAUUCAGAUUGCCGGCAAGACUCCUAACGAUGGCUCCUACGAGCAGCACAUAUCUCACAUGCAGAAGAAGAUAAACGACACGAUUGCUAAGAAUAAAGAGCUAUAUGAAAUCAACCCUCCGGAGAUGUCUGAAGAGAUUAUAGGGUCACCCAUUCCAGAACCGAGACAACGCUCAAGACUUCUGAGAUCGCAGUCAGAAAGCUCUGAUGAAGUUGCCGAAUUGGACCUUUCACAUGGGAAAAAAGAUGCAUUUGUUUUGGAGAUCGACGACACAGAUGCUAUGGAAGAUGUACAUUCUCUCCUGACUGAUGUUCCGCCUCCUUCAGGCUUUUAUAGUUGUAAUACAGAAAUUAUGCCUGGUAUAAAUAAUUGGACAUCUGAAAUACAGAUGUUCACAUCAGUGAGAGUAAUCCGAUUAAGCAGCCUCAACCUGACGAAUCAAGCUCUCAAUAAGAACUUCAAUGAUCUCUGUGAAAAUUUGCUUAAGAGCCUGUAUUUUAAGCUACGGUCUAUGAUCCCCUGUUGCCUUUGCCAUGUAAAUUUCACAGUGUCUCUCCCAGAAGAUGAAUUAAUUCAGGUUACCGUCACAGCAGUUGCAAUAACUUUUGACAAAAAUCAGGCUUUACAAACCGCAAAAACACACGCUGAGAAGUCAUUGCAAAGAGCCUCUACAGAUAAUGAAGAACUCCUGCAGUUUCCACUGGAGCUCUGCUCAGACUCACUCCCUUCUCAUCCUUUUCCACCGACUAAAGAACACCUGGAGAGUGCAAGUUCUAACUCAGGUAUACCAGCUGCACAGAGAGCGACGUCAGUUGAUUACAGUUCCUUUGCAGACAGAUGCAGCAGCUGGAUAGAGCUCAUUAAACUGAAAGCUCAGACCAUAAGGCGCGGAUCGAUUAAGACAACUGUGACAGUCGAAAAAGCGAGUCCAGUGGGUGAAGGAAAUUUCCGGAAUCGUUCUUCGCCCCCUUGUGCCAAUUCUACAGUUGGGGUCGUUAAAAUGACACCCCUUUCUUUCAUUCCUGGAGCAAAAAUAACGAAAUAUCUUGGGAUAAUUAACAUGUUUUUUAUUCGGGAAACCACUUCUCUUCGUGAGGAAGGAGGAGUCAGCGGCUUCCUCCACGCCUUCAUCGCUGAAGUGUUCGCGAUGGUGAGAGCCCACGUGGCGGCGCUCGGCGGGAACGCUGUUGUCUCCUACAUCAUGAAGCAGUGCGUCUUCAUGGAGAACCCCAAUAAAAACCAGGCACAGUGUCUGAUAAACGUCAGUGGAGACGCCGUGGUUUUUGUUCGUGAAUCUGAGCUAGAAGUGGCAUCAACCCAGCAACCCACUGCCAACUGCCAGCCAGCCUGCGCUGGAGGGGAAGUUACAACCUGAAGUCGGUCAGAAAGGAAGCGCCCAGCUGAGUGGCAUUCACCUGUCUCCAUGGUUUUGUCAUUAAUUAUCUUUCUCGACUUAAAAAGUGAACUUCAUUUGAGAUGAUUAAGAAUUGCUACAUCUUAUGAGUGUGUUUGAUUUGUCUGGAAUCACUUGGAGGCAGGAGAACUUUCAAAUCGUGCCGAGACUGGCAGCCCCGUGGGGCCUUGACCCCCAGUCAGUUCAGGUAAAUUUCUCAGAGGACUGUAGCAACGGUGGAAGCUGUUUGUAAUUUAUUUUGAUUUUAAUAAAAUCAUAAUUUAAAAAACGAGAUGGUAAGGUUAUCAGGAAAUUGGGAUAGCUCUCCUAGUAUAGUUUAGAAAAACUAAGCAAGAAAUUCGCAGUUUGUUAAUGAGUAAAUCAUCUGAAUGUGUAAUGGGAAAAAUGGAGAAGAAUUUUCAGAACACUGUGUGGGUUUCUUAGUGUGUGAUUUUGAUGAGGAAUUUGGUAACAACUGAAAGGGAAGAGUGAGUCAGCCAUCUUUAAAAAGAAGUUCAAAUUCGGCAACCUGCAUCCAUAGUAAGUCCCAGAGACUGGAAAAGAAAAAGUCAUUGAUCAGAGCCAGUGUCCUUCCAUUGGAAGUUUAAAUAGUGUCUGUAAGGAAGGAGGGGAAAAAAAUACCGUAUAACUUUGUUUCUGGCCAAGUUUCAGUUUGUGUUUAUCAGUUGGUCUAAAAGAGGCUUGGCUUCAGCUGGGAAGAAAAGGCCAGUGAAUUUUGUUGAAGUGGUUAAGAUACAACUGACCUAGGAGGAAUGUAAAAUUAUUUUCUCAUAAAAUUGUACCGCACUCCUCCCAAAUAAACAGCAUUUUAAUAAUAUCUUAGGGAUUUUUGAUGGUAAGUCAGACUGUAUUUGGCAUAGAAUCUGGAAAUGUAACUUGAAUGUAAAUACACUGCAGAAUGCUGAAUGUAUAGAGGGAAACUCUUUUUCUGUCGAUGCCAAAUACCUGUUACAAAUGAACCUGCAAAAGUACAUUCCUUCUUUGCACAAUAAAAUUUCCUCAUGAAACUCAUGGUUUUGCUCGUCCAGGAUGGCAGCCGCCCUAACGAUUAGGAGCCCUUUCCUGGUUAUCACAGGCGUCAAUAUUUUUCUGUAUUUUGUUUAUAAUUUUAUUUUUUAAAUAAAAAGUUUAUAAAGAUAAACGGG